CCAUCUCUCGAGGACUUUAUCCUUGUCAGAGAUCAGUGUUGACCCAUCAGCACUGAGAAGUGGAGACAGUGAGCCUGUGGUGGUAGGACCAUAGAUUUCUUUCAAGCUGUUGUAGAAGUUCAUGUCGUUACUGUCAGCAAAGCCCUGGAUCUCGUCAGCUUUCUUAUUUAGCCAGGAGUCCUGCAUCUGAGGCAGCUUCGCCUGUACGGUGCUCCGCACAUUUCGUAUGUCAUGCUUUGAUGUUGACGUCGGAUCGUCGAGAUGGGCUUUAUAUGCACGGCGCUUUUCCUCUAGUAGCUGCUCAAUCUCCAUGCAGUUCUCAUCAAACCAGUCUUUGUGCUUUCUGGUAGUUGGUCCAAGGCAUUCCAGGGCCGUGUUGUAAACCAUCUCGCGGAGUGCAGUCCACACUAUCUCAAUAUCAUGGCCAUCCAGUACAGUGGAGUCUAAGCGUACUAAAUUAGAAAAUAAACCUCAAAUAAUAUAGGUAAUAAUAAUAUAUAAAAAUCAAAACAAAUCUGACAUUGAUGUCUGGGAUGAACACUGACUGUGUCAGAUUUUUGAUGGAAAUGUUCCAGACUAGAUCAAAGCCAAAGUCUAGACAUGUUUGAUAUUUAAUGUGAGAGCUCAAGCUCAACGUCUCAAAUUCAAAAAGAAAAACUGAGUAAAUUAGCCUCAGUAGCCUAAAUGAAAGAAGGACCAUAGCCUUAGGCAGAAAUGGCAGUGAAUGAUGCAAAUAAAGAGUGAGAUGUUAUUGUUCUAGUUUGGUCAGUAGUUAUUUUCGUUUACCUAAGGUUAAGCACAAUUAACAAUGUAGAUCAUCUACAUGUCAUACCCAAUUGACAAAAUGGGCAUGAUUGUUUUAACUACAUGAUUUUAGUUUAAAUUGUGUGCAAGUACAGUAUAUUGAUAAGUACUCUUAAAUCAGGGUUGGUCAUAUUUCCCGGUCAGCGGCUUAUUUCCCAGACAGCGUCUGAUGAUUUCCUGUACAAAGAAAAACUGAAAUAAUCUCAGUAAAAAUAGUUAUGGUAGUAAAAGAGCCGUUCAGAAAAUUAUCAUAGACUGAACUGGAAAAGGAAAAAAAAAUUAAAAAACCAAUAACAAUGGAGGGGAGCGCUAUAAAGAUAUGUAAGGAAUGUGGGUAAAGUUGAGAAAAUAAGAGGAGGUAAUGAAAGGGGAACAAAAGUCAGGAGAUACUUUUCUUGGGGCAAAUUUAACGCACAAACCAAAUACACAUGAUGUGAGUGGUAAGAUGGCGGUCAGAUGGCUUCACUCAUCUCUACAGUGGGGAUUGGGCUGCGAGUUUUCCAGAUUUUUACAUAGAGCUCAGUGCUCAUGUACAACUCGAUUGCGUGGAAUAACUGUUAAAUAUUCUGUGUGGGUCAUUUUCACUGACGUCACUGCUACCUACGUAAUUACCCACAGUGCACUGCGACUGUAACUUUGGAUUCCUUGGCUGAAUCCAUAAUGCACUGGUACUGUUGUGCAGAUGGGCCUUCUUACCUGAAGUUAAAAAUAUUUCAUUUUAUCAAAUUGUAAAUUAAGGAAAUUAAAACACAACAUGAACUGCUCAUAAAAACGUCCUUCAUUUAACUCAUUCACCCCAAGUGUCUGUUUAUUUGCACUUAACAGUGAUGAGAUCUCUCCUGGAAGAUCUCCUGCUGUUUCUCAAUAUUGUUGAGAAUUUAAAAUUUUUUUUAGUUAAAAUUUUCGCAUGAACUUGUACAUCUCGUAUCAAAGUUUGAUUGAUCCACUGUGGAGUUGUGAAUGAGUUACAUGUUUUACUUUAAUAAGCCUUAAGCUAGGUGGAGUAAUGUAAUCAAAGGACAUUAGUUCAGAAUUCACCACAUAAAAUGUCAAUACAAAACUUAUGAAAGUAAAAAUGGAAUAUUGAAGGAGCAAAAUGUUUUGAACAAUCAAUCAUUUGAUCCCACUUCUCUUCGCACUGUUAUCUUUAUAACUCCAUCCUUAUUAAUGGGAACCUUCCAUAAUCAAUGCCUUUCUUCAGAUAAUAUCUGAACUUCAGGGCCCUGAUGCAUAUUAACUUUCAGAACCUUGAAGAAGCUUGUUUUCUCCACGUGGGCAAUUUAUACCAUGAUGCGGCAGUCUUCACACAGAUAUGGCGUCUGUAUAGGGGAUCAAAAUGGCAGACAACAACGCUAAGAAGACACCCAACCUUGUGUUCCUUGACUGUUGUACUCCAUUCAUCAUAAUACAAAUAGCUGGAAUGAGCACAUCAGUGUUUUGCAGAUUAUUGUCAACAUGUUCCUUCCUCAUCUCCCUCCAUCAGAACUUGAGGAAGAAUGUUUCUCUAAAAUCUUACCCAAGGUGGUGGUGAUGUUUACUGGCCUUUUGGAAGAGAUUGCCAAGCACAUUGGAGACCUGUCUAGCCAGAACACUGAGCUGCAUACGUUCCUCAGAAACAUUUUGCAGAUGAUGGUGCAGACAUUGGAGACUCUGUCUGCUUGUGUGCGUCACGUGUGCGCUCUUGACGAGGCUACCUCCCUGGAGUCCAUCCGCUCUCUGCCUUCUUGUAUCCUCCACAUCUUAAAGGACACUUUCCAGCACUGCAAGGAUAGUGAGAUUGUAUACAGCGGGAGACUGUCACUCGUGGGGGAUCUGCUACAGGGCCUGUUCAGAGAAGCGUACUCCCUCCAGAAGUGCCUGAUGGAGCUGCUGGACAAGAUCAGCCUGGAAAACAGUGCCUCUGAAGAGGAAAUAUCUGAUAUAGUCACAGUGAUUCACAGUUUGCUGGACAUAUGCUCAGUUAUAUCCAAUCUGGAUAUUGCCCUGCAUGCUAACACAUGGAAAUUCAUCAUCAAGCAAAGUGUGAAAUACCAGUCUCUGGUGGAGGAGCACUUGCGGCACAGUGACCUCGUUACUUUUUUGUGUGAGGACCUGCUGGCCUCUUUGCAGAACUCUCUGGAGAUGGCAGAGCAGAUGCAGCAGUCAGAUCUGAAGGAAAUAUUGCAAUGCCCUGAAUACAAGGUUUUCCAGAAAACCACAAAGAUGUGCAGGUUUUUUACCAACACAUUGGUCCAUUACAUAAAGGAAUUUAAUCCAUUUCUUUCAAAGUUCUGUAGUCGUUUUCACCAGCUGUACCUUCAAAUCCUCAGUAAAUUUCCUCCUUGUACCUCAGCCCCAUCUGUGCCGGUUGUCCUGGUUGAAGAGCUGAGUAGUGGUGUUUUAGUUCCAAUGGAUGCCAUGCUGACGCAGCUUUUACCCAUGAGGCCUUUUGUUGAGUGUGUUCUGACCCCUGCCCAGAAAUACAGUCCGGAGCUUGCUCUGCCCCAGUGUCUUCUGCUGGUGAAUGUGUUUGGGAAGCUCUGCACCCAGACAGAUGAGACGCUUUGUCUCUGGUAUGAUGGUAGUCAGUUCUCAGAGGAAACACACAGGUUGUCCAUAUUUGAAGCAGUUUUUCUGAGUUUCCGUCACUGCAUGGUAGAACGGACUGUCCCUGUACAGUUGCCUGGGGUGAUGUUUCAUGGCCAGGCUCAGGGCACAGUGAGCCUGCACCAGCAUGUGUGUGUACAUCUGUGUGGCUGUGUGGCAGCACUGCCCGCUCAACACUUCCCGAGGCUGGAGCGGUCAUUGUUGGGUGCUGUGCUCCAGUCAGACACCCAGACAGCCGUAUUAGCCACUGACGUCUGGUGCUUCCUGGCACGAUACGGCACAGCUGAGUUAUGUUUGCACCACGUUCUCUUCACAGCUCACUUGAUAAAGUCGUGCUCAAGUGCAAGCUAUCAGCUGACUCAUUUGGGUUUGCUGCUAAGACGUCUGCUCUUUCUUAUGACCCCAAACCACCAGUUGGAGUUUGUUGAAUGCUUCUUGCCAUCUAAGGAUGAGAACUUCUGUCUGUGGAGUCCAGUUUUGCUCAGUAGUCUGUGCUCGGAUGUGCGUGCUCGUGUGGAAGUGGAGGUACUGAGCGGAGUCCAAGCUGCUCUUGAUACUUGGCAUGGUGCAGGCUACCGGCUGGGGAACAUACAUACACUGAACAAGGCACUGAGCUGUUUAUUGGUGGUGGUCCGAGCAGAGCCCCUGCAGACCGAGUGUAUGACUUCUUCACUAACCAUUAUUCAUCAGCUGUGGAAUCGCAUGGAUGCUGCCCAGGUUCAGAUCCACCCCUCUCUUCAGUGUACCUUGAGGCUGCUUCUGUCCAUUUCAGGGAAGUUGAUUAAAAGUAUAGAACCACAGGCCAUAGUUCAGGGAUUUUCCUGUCUCAUUGGCCUGAAUCUGCAGAAGUGUCAGGAUGACUUGGUACUGGCUAUUUUGGAGUAUUUGGCCUCCAUGGGGAAAGUAUUUGUUCCUGCUGAUAUUCAGUUUCAGGUGCUGCCCAGACUCAGUUGUCUGUUCAGCACUUUACUGAUUCACGAGUCUUGGCUGCUCCAUCAGCACACACUGGAAGCCUUUGCCACUUUUGCUGAGGCCACUAAUCAUGAAGAGUUCAUCUCUCAAAGUCUGACCACAGAGGAGACAAAGAACAAAGUGGUGAACUUCCUCAGUAAAAUCAUCACAGACCAGCAGGCUGCAGGAGUCCAUAUGGAGCAGCUGAGGGCUGAGGCAGUUGUAAUAGAAAGACACAACAACAGACUAGAAAGACGGGAAAAGACGUCUGCACAAACAUCUGUUGCUGAGCCAUGUGCCAAGCGGCCACGCCAAGAGACCUGUAAACAAGAAGAGUAUGAGCGCUACCUCCAGGCAGCAGAAAGUGCUCUGAGGGCACUGCAGGGUAUUGGGGGUACAGCUUCAUCUCUGCCACAGUGGGUAACAUCAAGACUACAGGCCUUACAAGCACUGAUCACACAAAUCAAUAGUAAUAGUCCUCAUCCACUCUAAUAAGGAAACAAUGAAGCACAGCAUCGUGUCCUGUUUCUCAUAGUCCUGGCUGUUUCAGUUGAGUUUCAGUUGCAAUUAAAUAAUGUAAUUUGGGAAAUAGCAUUUUUUUAAUUUUUUAUAUGAAAAUCUCUUGAUACUACUUGUACAUUAAAUGUAUACUUCAUGUAA
Molecule: messenger RNA, 5001 nt
Organism: Neoarius graeffei (lesser salmon catfish)
Lineage: Eukaryota; Metazoa; Chordata; Actinopteri; Siluriformes; Ariidae
Gene: firrm
Product: fignl1 interacting regulator of recombination and mitosis
Exons: 24
Coding region: 2260-4833 (857 amino acids)
Source: RefSeq, a predicted model, not a curated record